Messenger RNA from Magallana angulata, 1534 nucleotides. RefSeq lists its product as uncharacterized. Gene Ontology annotation, molecular function: zinc ion binding. The coding region runs from base 1 to 1494 and encodes 497 amino acids. NCBI's taxonomy places the organism in Eukaryota, Metazoa, Mollusca, Bivalvia, Ostreida, Ostreidae. The record is from RefSeq and is a predicted model, not a curated record. The transcript has a single exon.
AUGGCGGCCAGUGCUCCGAAAAAUUCACUGGGAUCUCCGCAGGAGCAUAUCCCAACGUGUGACAAACACAAUUUAAUAAUAGACAUAGAAUGUGAGGAUUGCGGUGAAUUUAUUUGUUCCAAAUGUGCCAAAACAGAACACAAAGAUCACGACUGGAACACCAUAACGUCAGCAGCUAGCUUAAGGAGAAGGCAGCUAAAGGAGUAUCUGUGUACGAUAAGGGAGACGAAUGUCAAAGAGAUGGACAAGAAGAUACAGAACGCAGCCAAACAAACAGAAGCAAACCAAAAUCAAUGUGAUUUUGAGGUUUCAAAGCUUCAGAAACAUUAUGACAGGGUAAUUUCUAAACUUAAUGAAUUGAAAAUGAGCCACGAGAAAACAUUGAGAGACAAUCUGAGAAGUAAUAAUUUUGAAACGAGUAAGGAAAAAGAAGAUUUGGAAAUGAAGAAGAAACAAGUAUUAGAACUUUUAAAAUUUUUGGAAGAGAGGCACUCUACCAUGUCUGACUUUAGUUUGAUGGACAAUCUCAGAAACUUGGCCAGCCUUACUCUGAUCAGAGACUGUAAUAUACAAAGAGGGGGUCAUCUACUUAGAUACAGAGAAGGAAUGAUCGACGAGGGGUCCCUGGAGUCUCUGAUGGGACAAACAUUUGAUUUAGAUAGCAUUGCUGUUGAGGUUAUCGAAAAGAAAUCAUUUCAAUAUGGAUAUAAACCGAUAUAUGUCUUAGAGGCAAUCACUGAAGACACAUACAUUGUAGGGGAAUUGGCCUCAGAGUACAUGUACAUUGAACGAGUUAACUUGAGAAAUAAGGAGAGAGAAAAAUUGAAUCUAAAUGUAAACGAUGUAUGUGUAGCUGAAAAUGGUGAUGUUUAUUUCACGAAUGAGAGAAGCAAAUCCAUUGAACGGCUAGGAACAACGGGAUCAGUCUCGACAGCAUUUAGUACUGGUCCACUAAUACCAGAGGGAAUAUGUUACUCAAAAGAAGGGGGACUGCUGGUCACAUUGAGGGAUAGUGAGCGAGAUAGAUAUCAACUGGGCCCACAGAACAGACGUUUGGUCAGACACGUGACACCCAAUGGUGACGUCAUCCGCGAGUAUAAAUACAACGCAGACGGUCGGACCAGGUUAUUUACUGUACCAUACAAAGUCAGACAGAAUUAUAACACUGAUAUCUGCGUAGUGAACUGGACUAGUGGUGAUACAAGUGAAUUGGUUAUUUUAACUUUCUCCGGAGCCCUGAGGUCCGUCUAUCGUGGGCAGGACCCGACCAAGAUAUGUUUACUAUCUGAUGUGGUCUGUGACAGUCACUGCAACCUUCUGGUCAGUGACGUCACGUACAGCUCAAUUCAUCUCCUGGGUCCUGAUGGCGAGUUUAUGAAGUUCUUACUGACAGAGAAGGAAGUCCAACACCCCAUGUCCGUGGCUCUGUACAAAUCCACACUGUGGGUGGGAGACAUUGAUGGACGUCUCUCAGUUUUCAAUUACAAAUCUUAAAAGUACAAUGUAUAGUACUAAUACUGUACAGGCACGUAGC